UGCUGUGUGUUCCACUGUGUUGCAACUACCUUCUUGUGCUUGCUUUUUAAUGCUGUGCCUGGAAGAUGAGGAGCGGGAAGGCCUCUUGUGCCCUGGAGACCGUGUGGGAGGACAAGCACAAGUAUGAGGAAGCCGAGAGGCGCUUCUACGAGCACAAGGCCACGCAAGCCGCCGCCUCUGCCCAGCUGCUACUGGCCGAGGUGCCAGCUGUGAAUGGGCCCAGCCAGGAGGACACCAAGGAUGGCAGCGAGGCAGAGGCCCCUGACACCAACUGCAGGAGUGAUCCUGGGAGGAGCCACAAUGGCAGGAAGCCCCUGCAGAAGAAGCGGAAGCGCUCCCCUAAGAGCUGGCUCGGCCAUGCAGACCUGGCUCUUGUGGGCCUGUCCGCUGACCACGUGUGGCUGGACAAGUCACUUUUCGACCAGGCAGAGAGCUCCUACCGCCAGAGGCUGGCAGACGCGGCAGCACAGGCAACCCAGCCGUCUGCCCCAGCCCCGUGGGGUCCCUGCACCCAUGGCAGCCAGGUGGCCUGCCACCACGUGACCUGGGGGAUCUGGGUCAACAAGUCUUCCUUCGAUCAGGCUGAGCGGGCUUUCGUGGAGUGGUCUCAGGCCCUGCUGCUUGCCGCCAAGGAGAGCUGCAGGCAGGGGGCUCCUGACACGGGCCAGUGGGUGGCCACCCCUUACCUGGCCUGCCAGCCCAACCCGCCAGCCAAUGGCCAGCCCCCACUAGGCAGCCUGCAGGCACUGGUUCGGGAGGUGUGGCUGGAGAAGCCCCGGUAUGACGCUGCUGAGAGGGGCUUCUACGAGGCCUUGUUUGAUGGCCAUCCCCCUGGGAAGGUGCGCCUGCAGGAGCGAGCUGGCCAGGCUGAGGGCGCCCGGAGAGUCCGCAAAGACCGGCGAGUCCGCAACGCUAUGGGGAGCAAGCGGGCUGGGCCACGGCGGGUCGACGGGGAGGCCCCUUCUGCUUUGCCCUGCUGGUACUUCCUGCACAAGGAUGCGGAGGCCCCCUGGCUCAGCAAGCCCACCUAUGACAGCGCCGAGUGCCGUCACCACACUGCAGAGGCCCUGCGCAUGGCCUGGCGCCUUGAAGCUGCCUCCCUGGCUCACCGGCCUGGUCCCCGGUCUGGCCCAUCCUUAUCCAGCCUAAGACCCAACAGAAAAAUGGCUACAAACUUCUUAAUCCAUGAGAAGAUCUGGUUCGACAAGUUCAAGUAUGACGAUGCAGAAAGGAAAUUCUAUGAGCAGAUGAACGGGCCUGUGGCCGGCUCCUCCCGCCAGGAGAACGGCGCCAGCGUGAUCCUCCGAGACAUUGCCAGAGCCAGAGAGAACAUCCAGAAAUCCCUGGCCGGAAGCACAGGCCCCGGGGCCUCCAGUGGGCCUGGUGGAGACCACAGUGAGCUCAUCACCCGGAUCGCCAGCCUGGAAGUGGAGAACCAGAGCCUGCGAGGCGUGGUACAGGAUCUGCAGCAGGCCCUCUCCAAGCUGGAGGCCCGGCUGAGUGUGCUAGAGAAGAGCUCACCCACCCACCGGGCCACAGCCCCGCAGACCCAGCACGUGUCUCCCAUGCGCCAAGUGGAGCCUCCAACCAAGAAGGCGGCCACACCAGCCGAAGAUGAUGAGGACGAUGACAUUGACCUGUUUGGCAGUGACAAUGAGGAGGAGGACAAGGAGGCAGCCCGGCUGCGGGAGGAGAGGCUGCGGCAGUACGCAGAGAAGAAGGCCAAGAAGCCGGUGCUGGUGGCCAAGUCCUCCAUCCUGCUGGACGUCAAGCCUUGGGAUGAUGAGACAGAUAUGGCCCAACUGGAGGCCUGUGUGCGCUCCAUCCAGCUGGAUGGGCUGGUCUGGGGGGGCUCCAAGCUGGUGCCUGUGGGCUAUGGCAUCCGCAAGCUGCAGAUCCAGUGUGUGGUGGAGGACGACAAGGUGGGGACCGACUUGCUGGAAGAAGAGAUCACCAAGUUUGAGGAGCAUGUGCAGAGUGUUGACAUCGCAGCUUUCAACAAGAUCUGAAGCCUGAUGAGCACGUGCGUGUGUGAGUGCGUGCGUGAGUGCGGCCCUGCCACGAUUAAAGACUGAG
Propithecus coquereli (Coquerel's sifaka) is the source of this 2076-nucleotide messenger RNA. It is a transcript of the gene EEF1D, whose product is annotated as eukaryotic translation elongation factor 1 delta (guanine nucleotide exchange protein). Gene Ontology annotation, cellular component: cytosol; eukaryotic translation elongation factor 1 complex. The transcript has 8 exons. Gene Ontology annotation, biological process: translational elongation. The record is from RefSeq and is a predicted model, not a curated record. The coding region runs from base 66 to 2009 and encodes 647 amino acids. Lineage: Eukaryota; Metazoa; Chordata; Mammalia; Primates; Indriidae. Gene Ontology annotation, molecular function: translation elongation factor activity; guanyl-nucleotide exchange factor activity.